CAGUGUCGCUGCAGGCGGUGGGUCUGGUGCUGUACCCACUGGGUCUGGGGUCGCCGUUCGCGCGCCUACAGUGUGGGGACGCCGCUACGGUCUACUCCUCCGGCAGUUGUGAGUUAGGUUACGCGUACAUGUUGGCGCUGGUGGCCACGGCCCUGGCCGCCUACUGCCCCGUGCUGGCCAGACUGGUCACCUACAAGGACUACACGGACUACUGGUCCAACCUCAACUACAUGUGAGGUGCUGUUGGUGUCGCAACAACCACAAAAAGACAAACAAGACAGAUGUUUGAGAUAAGAUCAGCCACGUUAUCAGAUAACGUGGCUGAUACUUCAGCCACGUUAUUGUGACUUAUCGCCUGCAGAUGUUUGAGGUUCCAGGACUGCUCAAACGGGAGUGUAUUGUUCAAUGUAGUCCCAAAAAACAUGUGCUAUGUAUUCCAGAAUUUGUGAAGGAGAUAUAUAAUGAUUUCAGGAAAUACUGGAACGGAAAUUUCCUGAUUUCUCUCCCCUUAAAGACAACAAAUAAUGCAAAAUGAAAGCUUCGUGCAAGAAUAAUAAGUGUAAAAUACUUUCCAGAGAAGUAGACACAAGAAGUACGUGAAUUCUGGAAGUGCAGACGACGUCCUUAUUUCCAGGAAAAUGGUAAACAAAUAGAGAUACAUUCUCAGGAAUGUAGUCGUGGCGUGAACCAGGAAUACAGUGUUUGGACAUUCACGUGUUCCAGCAAUGCUGUGUUGUGUUACACGUGUUCCAGCAAUGCUGUGUUGUGUUACACGUGUUCCAGCAAUACUGUGUUGUGUUACACGUGUUCCAGCAAUGCUGUGUUGUGUUACACGUGUUCCAGCAAUACUGUGUUGUGUUACACGUGUUCCAGCAAUACUGUGUUGUGUUACACGUGUUCCAGCAAUGCUGUGUUGUGUUACACGUGUUCCAGCAAUGCUGUGUUGUGGUACAAGUGUUCCAGCAAUGCUGUAACAAAUAUGCCAUCUGUGGUAGACAGAAUCAGGUUUGACAUUUGCUAUAUAUACGAAUGGCUUGAACAUUACAAGUGUACAGAGUCAGUCAAUAUUGGUCAGUGAGAUGUGAGUGUAGUCAGGUAUGUCAGGUGUGUGAGGGAUUGUACAACUGGCCAGUCUGGUGUGUGAGUGGGGGGGGGGGUGUAGCAAGGCUAACCAAUCAGAUGUGUGUGGGGGAAGGAAUACUAGCAAGUCAAGUGUGUGUCGAGGGGAUGGGGGUGAGGGUAGUAAAUACUGGCCAAUCAGGUGUGUGAAGGGUAGGUAGACUCUUCAGUCAGGUAUAUGAGAGGUAGCGAGACAGGCCAGUCAGGUACAUGAGAGGUAGCGAGACAGGCCAGUCAAGUGUUUGAGGAGAAACAAGACUAACCAGUCGCUCUAACUGUUACUUUUGUAAACUGUAAAUGAAAGAGUGGACACCCUCAUUGUGUGGGUAUCCUGGUUUACUGCAUGUUAUACACGAGCCAGAUAUAGAAGGAAAGAGGAAGAAUGAGAUAUAAAUGGUGUAUGAGAGAGAGAGAGAGAGAGAGAGAGAGAGAGAGAGAGAGAGAGAGAGAGAGAGAGAGAGAGAGAGAGAGAGAGAGAGAGAGAGAGAGAGAGAGAGAGAGAGAGAGAGAUGUGGUUUACUAGUCUAAACGCCUCACGGCCACUGUAAAUAUCGUUUAAUAUUAAGAUUUCCUAUCGUAAGAUAUUUUUAUUAAACCAAAACCCAAUUGAAAAUGCCAAAUAUGUCACGUCAUAGAUGACGACGUCGCUUACGUCAUUAGGAGACAUCGGUGACGUCGACAGCCAACAUCAGUGACGUCAGUCAGCUGAGGUCAUCAGCUAAACUACGCUCGAUGUUGAUUAGCCGAUGCCAACCAAUCAGGAGACAGUGCUGACGUCACACUUUAAGGAUACAUCAACCAAUCAAGAACCAGCGAUGACGUCACACUGGCUCAGAAAACAGAAGCAUGCUUAGUGGCGUAAUGAGUAGGCUUCUAUGAUAGGCCUCUAUGAUAGAGCUCUAUGAUAGGCCUCUAUGAUAGACCUCUAUGAUAGACCUCUAUGAUAGGCCUCUAUGAUAGGCCUCUAUGAUAGAGUUCUAUGAUAGGCCUCCACGAUAGGCCACUAUGAUAGGCCUCAAUGCUAGAGCUCUAUGAUAGGCCUCUAUGAUAGGUCUCUAUGAUAGAGUUCUAUGAUAGGCCUCCACGAUAGGCCUCUAUGAUAGACCUCUAUGAUAGAGCUCUAUGAUAGGCCUCCACGAUAGGCCUACACGAUAGGCCUCCAUGUGGAAACUAAAGGGUCAAAAAGACGCUGUAGAUGCUCAACUUUUUGAGGAAUAAUUAAUCAAAAUAAUUCCAUACAAAAAUAUACAUUGAACUAAA
Molecule: messenger RNA, 2379 nt
Organism: Procambarus clarkii (red swamp crayfish)
Lineage: Eukaryota; Metazoa; Arthropoda; Malacostraca; Decapoda; Cambaridae
Source: RefSeq, a predicted model, not a curated record